CGUUCGGUUUCAACAGCUGAUUGGACUUUGCGUCGCAUGAAGCUUACAAACACUUCUGCUUUUAGCUGUGUUUUGUCUUAAUUGAAACCCACCAUCAUCCAAUGGGGUCUGCUGCAUUCUCACAACGUCUCGAGUGCUGGUUUACAACAGGUGUUUGUAAAGUUAGAACGUGUCUAAUUGUUACGUGCCUCUAUUUGGCAAGUGCAAUGAUUUAGGGUGUUAAAAAGCAAAAAAAAAAAAAAGAGUCUUUGGACUUAAAGUUCAAACUGGUGUUGUGUCACUUUGAGUCUUCUGUUCGCUUAGAUGUCGGUAAAAUAAUGUAUUUGCACGCAUAGGCUUGUUUUUGGCACUCCUGACAGUUUUGUUUGUGUUAUUGACAAUUUUUGACAAGCCUGGCUUGUCACGAUGCGGAAAUUAACCACUUCAGGAUCAUCACAAGGAAAGGGAGAGUUCGAAACAACAAAGAAAACUCAUAUUUGCAUCAGAGGAGCGCGGGACAGAAUGUGAGGCCGUGACGCGUUGCGACUUGUAAGGCAACUUAAGCUUUUGUCUCGCGUGCCCCCAACCGUGGGAAGUAUUUUAUUUCAGAGAUGUUUUAGCUCAAAAGCAAAGAACCUGGAGGCUGAUGUUAUCUUAGUCAGUCAGAGCUCUUUGGGAAUACGUUUCAUGGCUCCACAUCCGAGCAACAGAAUGUGUGAGCCCAGUCCACCUACUGUACAUCCCCACGCCAAGGGCAAUGUGACCAUGAUGGGUGUUGGUAUCAAGCUUGAAGACGACGAAUCGGGAGGAAGAGUCGUCCGCCGAGAAUCCCAGCAGUCCUCUCCAGUCAGUGAUUGGUCAGGUCGGCAGCUGUCCGACAGAGACGACUCUGAGAAGUCAGCGCCCCCUAAUGCACAAUCGCCUUUGGCGAGCUCUCCCAGUAAAGACCCAGUGCGAUCAUACACACCUGCCAGUCAAGAUGGAGGCAGUAGAGCUCAUGAUAAGAAUGACAGCAAGCCUAAUGUCAGUGAGGUGAUGCCUACUAUUGAAAAACUUCUCAAUACGGACUGGAAAGAAAAGUUCCUUGGGAAGGGUCUUCAUGGCAGUGUUAACCUAAAAGGAACCCCAGAGAGUCUGGCAGAGAAGGAGCUUCAGUUGUUGUUGAUGAUAAACCAGCUCUCUGGUCUGCGAGAGCAGCUGCUAGGAGCUCAUUCUGAGCAGAGGAACAUGGCCGCUCUGCUGCUGGAGAAACAGCAGCAACAGAUGGAGCUGGCAAGGCAGCAGCAAGAACAGAUUGCCAAACAGCAGCAACAGUUGAUACAGCAGCAACAUAAAAUCAACUUACUGCAGCAGCAAAUUCAGCAGGUAAACAUGCCAUAUGUUAUGAUCCCUGCCUUUCAUCCCAAUGCCCAACCGAUGCCAGUCACCUCUGAAGCCCAGAUGGGUUUGCCUCUGCAGCCCAUUCCCUGCAAACCAGUGGAGUAUCCUAUGCCGUUGCUGCCUAAUCCACACUCCGCCCAAGUCAAAAGGUCCAGUAGCACAGUCUUUCGCCAGGAUACCUGUCAACCCCUCAACCUCACGGCUAAACCCAAGACCCCAAGUCCACAGGCACUGGAAAUGGCCCACUUGCAGACAGGGUACCGACCCAGAGAUCUGUCGCAUAGCCCUCCUCGAUCUGCCCUCAGCCUGAGCUUCUUGGGAGAGGGUGAUGUUGUGACACAAGCCAUUCAUGAUGCCCAGCAGCUGUUGCGUGGAGGACAAGGCCCGACAGGCCGAGAGAGGGACCGUGAGAGGGACAACAACACAAGGCUGAUUUAUUAUAAGGAGGCGUCUCGAGACCGGAUGGAUGAUGGACAGUCCCUGCGGACGAAUGAGGACCACCUCAGCAGUGACUCUGAGGGGCAGAUGGCAAUAUCUGGUGUGGGUAACUUUGGUGAAUCCCGGACUCCCUCCUCUGGCCACAUCAAACGUCCCAUGAACGCCUUCAUGGUGUGGGCCAAAGAUGAAAGACGACGUAUCCUGCAGGCAUACCCUGACAUGCACAACUCCAGUAUCAGCAAGAUCCUCGGUUCCCGGUGGAAGUCCAUGUCCAAUCAGGAGAAGCAGCCGUACUAUGAAGAGCAGGCCAGACUGAGUCGGCAGCAUCUGGAACGUUACCCAGACUACAAAUACAAACCCCGGCCGAAGCGGACCUGUAUCGUGGAGGGUAGACGACUGCGGGUCGGAGAGUACAAAGCCAUGAUGAAGAGUCGACGACAGGAGCAACGAGUUUCUUACCCUCCAAGCCAAUCAGAGCAGCAGCUACCGUACCCCUCCAGCGAAGGACAGUACCCGACCACACCGGUGUCAAGGGCCCCAUUGCCUUUGCACCCUGCCCUCCUGGAGCACUACCUUCCCCGGGGUCUGGAGCCCCCAAAAGGCCAAGGGAGCGAGAUGCGGGAGGCCGUGAGGCCCAGACAGCCCUACAGCGAAGGGGAGGAGAGUGACGCGGGUGAACGCAGUGAGGGAGAGCUGGUCGUCCUCACUGACUGAGACCGAAAAAGGAAAUAAUCAGAGGACAGAGAGGGUGGAAAAUGCGAUGAAUGAGAUGGAGAAAAUGAAUGGGAGUUUUUGCAAUCCCUCCCUACAACAUGAUGGUGUCCAAUAUAUGGUAUAGGUCAGUGUUUUUCUGUCCAGUUGUGAGGAGGUCCUGGUUUCAAACCCGCCAGAUCAGUCACAUGGUUCUCUAAGGUUGUUUAGGAAGGCAGCAAGCAUGAUAAACAAAGCACAGAUCUUCAUUCAGUUUUCUGAUUUUUCCAGUGGUUUAGGCCAGACAUCCAGGAUAGGUCUUACAUACUGACCACAGUCUGGAAAAAGCAAGACUUUUUCAAUCUACGCUAUUCAUCAUGAGACUGCACAUCUCGAGUCUUUGGAAGGCAUUGUGAAGCUGGUGUUCAAAAAUAGUUUUUCAGAUCAUCAAAUAUCACUGGAUUUAUUUCGAAUCGGCUUCUUUAUAAGGGGUACAGAUAAGUGUAAACAGUUCACACAAAAAAAUGAAAGAUAUUAUGGUCCGUAAACUAAAAUAUAUAUAUAUAUUUUUUUUUGAUGAACUAUUUCUUUAAAUGGUCAAAGCGUGAUGAGCUAUGAAUCAUUUUGCCAUAGAAAAAAAAAAAAAAAACCCUCUCUGUGUUAUAAUGCUUCUUGAUGUCACCAGGGUUUUCCUGCAAAAGUUCCUGUUAAGACUGUGCCAAGGUACUUUCCAGAGCUCAAGGGCUUGAGCAAAAAAAGAAAAGAAAAAGAAAACAAGUAGACUUGGAAAAAGGAAGGAACAUUCCUGAACUCCUUGUCCAGUUUAUAAUACAGCUAUAACGACGAUUGGAGACUGUUCUGUUAGGGAUUAAAGCAGCCUGCCCCUUUAAGACUCGCUAAGAGCAGCGAAGGUUGGUGGCGGCCUCUGCUGUUUGAAUCUGGUACUGCACUUAAAAUAUAUAAAAAAAAAAAAAAUCAUAUUUUUGUUUCUUUUGUGCAUUUAGUGCAGCAUAAUCACUUGAAAUGCACUUUCCCCGAGUAAUAUAUUUUUUCAGACCCUCAUGAUUCAUAAUAUAACUUUUUUCGUUCAGAGUAGAAUUUUGCACUUGUACAUAUGCAAAUCAUUUCUACUAUUCAUUUUGUGAAAGGAGAUGUGAAUAAUGUCCUUCCCUCAGAUUAUUCCCAGUUUUUAAAUUGUGGUUUACUUUUCUAUUUGUGUGUGUGUGUGUAGAGUGAUUUUGAGCUGAAGAAAAUAACAGA
Carassius auratus (goldfish) is the source of this 3747-nucleotide messenger RNA. RefSeq names its product SRY-box transcription factor 13 (gene sox13). Gene Ontology annotation, molecular function: RNA polymerase II cis-regulatory region sequence-specific DNA binding; DNA-binding transcription factor activity, RNA polymerase II-specific. The record is from RefSeq and is a predicted model, not a curated record. Gene Ontology annotation, cellular component: nucleus. Lineage: Eukaryota; Metazoa; Chordata; Actinopteri; Cypriniformes; Cyprinidae. The transcript is spliced from 14 exons. Bases 667 to 2511 code for a protein of 614 amino acids. Gene Ontology annotation, biological process: cell fate commitment; regulation of transcription by RNA polymerase II.